This is a messenger RNA of Anopheles bellator, 3732 nucleotides long. Its product is annotated as mucin-2. The record is from RefSeq and is a predicted model, not a curated record. NCBI's taxonomy places the organism in Eukaryota, Metazoa, Arthropoda, Insecta, Diptera, Culicidae. The transcript has 5 exons. The coding region runs from base 1 to 3732 and encodes 1243 amino acids.
AUGGAGCCCAUCUACGGAACGAACAAAAAGUACUUGCAAAGCCUCGCCGGCAGCGACUACUACCGCAGUCCGAGCACACUCAGGCCUAUGGCAAGCGAAUAUGCUUCGUACCAGAACACUCUCGGGCGACGCUCGACACUGGUUGGACCGUACACACAUAUGAGCAAAUACUCGUAUCCCACGGAUGUGAGCGUAAGUAGCCACUAUGGCUACACUUCGUGGGGCCUCUGGCGCGACAGCCGCAACCUUUCGUCGGCCCUGUACGCCAAGAAGCAGAAGAACAUCAAAUCUUUCUCCAUACUGCUGAUGUCUGCGGCCUUCAUCGUCGUCCUGGCGGUGCUCUGCGUGGCCGGACUGGCAUUCUACUUCAGCACAUUCAAGACGGAUCUAAGCGGAUCAAUCCUGGCCUUCGACUGCACGUUCCGGGUGGCCCGGGGCGACAUCUACACCACCGGACUGCGGAGCAACAGCACCCCGGUGUACCGGCAGAAGACGGCGUUCUACGAAAAGCUGAUCGAUACGUCGCUGGAGCGCAGUGGCCUCACCGUUUCCCGGGCGGAAAUCAUGAGCUUUGGUGACGGCCCAACCAUCGUGCUCAGCUUCAGGGUGUUUCUGGACAUGCGGAAGAUAAAGAUCACCAUCAACAACGUGGAGGAGCACAUCCGGACCGCCUUCCUGAGCGAGGUGCUCAACCCGAACUCGGCGUUCAAGAGCAUACGCAUCGAUCCGGACAGCAUCGAGAUUAAGCGGCUGCUCGACCAGGACGUGCUGAAGACGGCCCUCCUGACGCGCCACGAGGCAUUUCCGCCGACGGUGGUCAAGCCCGGCCAGUCCGGCGUGGAUGGGCACGAUGGGCGCCACGUCACGAAGAAGAGCGGCGUGAUCGAAAAAACUAUCCACAAGUUCACGCCCCGCGUGCCACCGCAUGGUGGGGGUGGCGGGGCCGCUGGGCCACCCCCUCUGGUCGAGGCAGAGUCCGACAUUGACAUGGAUAAUUUACCGGUGAUACAGGGCUCGUUUGAGAUAACGAAAACCGACGCCGACAUCACGCAGAAGCGGAAGGGCUCCGGCACCGGCGAACCGCCGGCCACCGGCCCGAGGGUGCCCCCGCCACCACCGGCUCCGUUACCGACCUCGUCGUCCUCGUCGGUCAGUCCGGCUCGCGGCGGCCAGGAUAAACCUCAGGUGGGUCCGAAAUCAAAAUAUGAAACGGCCACGGCGAAGAUCGAAAAAAUGGAUAAGCACGGGGUGACGACGAAGAAAAUUAAAACCACGCUGGCCUCGGCCGGCUCGGGUGGUGGCCGACGGUCCUCGACGGCAACCACCACAAAAACGGCCCACCCCAAGAGUGGCUCGAGGUCCACCACAACGACUACCGCACCGGUGGCUACUACGACAACCUCCAGGACGACCACGACGACGGAGGCCCCGCCACUGUCUGUGACGGUCGCGGGCAGCUCGUCGACCACGCGGAAGACAUCGUCACCGGCCACCGGCACAACAAGCCGGAUGACAACCGUCCGCUAUCAAGUCCUGGCAUCGCUGGCCGAGGUGAACGCCGUCAACGAAACAUCAUCAUCCUCGUCGGCCGAGUGGGACGAGCAGCAGCUGGUGGACAUGGCCGGACCUGGGGCAUACGAUGUUGACCAGCUGCCACCAGCCGGGAUUGGCGUGGAUCCUUUGGCCGAUGAGGGUGCGAAGAAUGACACCCUUCUGUUGGGGAACAUUUUCCAGGCCAUCAUUAACGACAGCACGCCCGAGGAGCUGACACCGGCACGGAGGCGCCUCGGGGUGGACAGCAUACCGAAGCUGGACGUGAACCUGUUCACCAGCGCCCCGGUCCUGGACAAGCAGCCCUGGCACCCGAUCAGCCCCCAGCAAUCGGAGUCGGAACUCCCGGUGAAGUCGGUGGCCCAGCGUACUGGGUUGCCGGCCCGCAAGAAACCAUCGCUGGCGGAGGAGAUCCUGUACCGGAAUCGGCCGUCGGACAUUGAGAGUGCGCUCGCGUACACGGAGAACCCGAACGGACCGAUCACGUACUACCAGAGCUACACCAACCCGAGUUUCGGCUCGUCCACACUCGGCAUCGAACCGCUCGGAGUGCUGGACGUGCGGCCAUACCCGCUGCCGGUGGACAAGAUCCACGAGGAGGUGAUACCGGACUUCAAGUACCUGACACCGACGGCCGUGGACGCGACGGAGCAGCUCCUCAACCCGACGCUGGACGAGCAAAAGUUCGAACACCUCGGGGACGGUGUAAUCGCCAAGAAGCCGGACCUGAGUGGACCCAAGGAUGAUGUGGCCAUCACGACGACGGAAGAAAUCGAAACGACCACCCUCGGGGCUGUGGAGUCCGACGAGACCAGCUCGACGGAGAGUCCGUACUACGGGUCCAGUGAGCUGAACGCCACGCACGACGAGGAACAGCUCGUGAUGGAUGUCGCGAUGGACCUCGCGGAGUCCCGGCUCAGUCCGGACGAGGAACUGACAACGACGACGACGAUGGUCCCGUCAUCCGUCACCACGACGCUGACGUCGGCGGAAGACAUUACCGAGCCGGCCACCGUACCACCGUCGACGACGACGGAGUUCGGGGCGCCCUCUAGUGAGGAACGCGACAAUGACUCCCUGGAGGUAACGACGCUGGCGGCGUCGGCUGGUGUACUGACCGAGGGCCGCCCCUCCACGACGUACGUCGAGGUGGAAACGUUCAAGUACAGCCCCCCGACGGUGCCGCCACCGACCCCCACCAUCACCCAGCCGGAACUGUUCCCGAUCACGAAGUGGGAGUUCGUGAACGGCACUCGGCGGACGACGGCCGAGAAGCCCCCGACCCGGAAGGUGUUCAACGAGACGCUCCAGGCGCUGGUGGUGGAGAACGUGGCGCCGGAAGCGACGACCGCCCCGGUGCUACCCCGACUGCCCCCGGCCGCUGCCAACCAGCUGGCCGACUUGAAGGUGAACCGCUCCCAGAACCUACAGAACCUGUCCGACAUCUUCGAUACGCUCGCGUCCAAACUCGGCAUCCGGCCGGAAGUGUCCAGCAAGCUGCCACCCUUUUCGUCGCUCGCCAAGAUCAAGCACCGGAACCCGGCCAACCGGACAGCGGGUACUGGCCGUCCUCGCCCCACCACCACCAGCCCCAGCACCGGGCGACCCAAGCGGAAGAAAACGCGACCCGCCACUGGCUCGACGGUGCCCGACAGCUUCCCGGAGACGACGACGCCAAUGUCUCGCGUCAUCCCGACCGUCACCAACGACGAGAUCGACGACGUGGUUCCGGUGAUGCUCGAGACCUCGUCCGCCGAGGUCCCGCCGGUCGUCGGCCAGGCGGAAGUGGAAGUCAUCGAUCCGAGCAUCUACGAGGAGAUGCUCAGCUCGCUGGCACUUGCCGUACCCGGCCAAAGGACACACGGGGCCGCUCCGACAACACCUCCGGCACCACCCUCGACGCUCGUCACGCUACUCCCCGUCAAGUCGAACUCGGGCAUCCGCAACUUCCGGCCCAAAACGAAGCGACCGCCAGCGACGGCAGCGCGCCAGGGCGAUAAAACCGAAAGCCGGCGCACGGCCCCGGACGAACCGGUGGACUCUAAACUAAUGGAUGCAAAUAAAACGGACGAGGCGGCCUCAAGGGGAUCCGGGCGACCGGGGCCGGCACGCGCGGGAAGUAAUAAAAAUAACACGAUGGUCGAAACGGUGGUCCGGGCCAGCAUGCGCUUCGAGUCGUAA